This is a messenger RNA of Dreissena polymorpha, 2640 nucleotides long. Its product is annotated as G2/mitotic-specific cyclin-B-like. The transcript is spliced from 8 exons. Gene Ontology annotation, cellular component: nucleus; cyclin-dependent protein kinase holoenzyme complex; cytoplasm. Gene Ontology annotation, molecular function: cyclin-dependent protein serine/threonine kinase regulator activity. Gene Ontology annotation, biological process: regulation of cyclin-dependent protein serine/threonine kinase activity; mitotic cell cycle phase transition. The coding region runs from base 148 to 1452 and encodes 434 amino acids. NCBI's taxonomy places the organism in Eukaryota, Metazoa, Mollusca, Bivalvia, Myida, Dreissenidae. The record is from RefSeq and is a predicted model, not a curated record.
CAGAAUCUACCCGCGAUAUGUUUGAACGGUCUCGCUGUGACAUGUCAGUUCUGUACAAGUGAUGCUGCUUGAAAGCACGAGUAAAAGUUGAUUGUGCAUGCUGAUUGUGUUGUUUUCGCAUCUUUUGAAAACGUGAAUUAAACGAACAUGAAUACAAGAGCAGCGUCUGCUAAUUUAGCUGGCAGGAUGGCACUGCAGCAAAUCAACAGUGACAAUAUUGACCAAAUUCCUGGCAAGGCCCAACUUCUGCAAAGACCUCAAACCUCACACCUAAUGCAAAGAAAUACCCUUAGUGACAUUGGAAAUCAAGUAUCUGCAAUCACAAUAUCAGAUGCCAGUAAAAAGGGUCCUAUUAAAAAAGAAAUUGUGCAAGUAAAUCCCAGACAGCAGAAAGCAUUGACCAAGACCAAAGCAACUACAUCCCUCAAAGCAUUGGCAGAGAAGAAGGAAACCACAAAGGAGCAUGAUGAAUUCCAUUUCGUUGAGCCUUCAUUUCCUUCGCGAAUUCCAGUCCCAACAGCCACUGUUCACCCAUUGCCAUCUGCACAUGUGCCUAUGGACACAAGUGAUGCGGGACAAGAUGCAUUUUCGAAAGCUUUGCUAAAUGUACAGGACAUUGAUGCAAAUGACAGAGAAAACCCACAACUAGUCAGUGAAUAUGUCAACGAUAUAUACGAGUACAUGAGAAUAUUAGAGAAAAAGUACCCAAUUGCGGACAGCUACUUAGAAAAGCAAGAAAUCUCCGGGAAGAUGCGUGCCAUUCUCAUUGACUGGUUGUGCCAAGUUCAUCACAGAUUUCAUCUUCUCCAAGAAACUCUCUACCUGACUGUUGGCAUAAUCGAUAGAUUUCUCCAGGAAUCUCCUGUGACCAAAAACAAAUUGCAGUUGGUCGGUGUCACAUCCAUGUUGAUUGCCUCCAAAUAUGAAGAGAUGUACGCACCUGAAGUUGCAGACUUUGUUUAUAUUACAGACAAUGCUUACACUAAAAAGGAAAUUUUGGAAAUGGAACAAACUAUCUUACGGACAUUAAACUUUAGUUUUGGAAAGCCAUUGUGUUUGCAUUUCUUGAGGAGGAAUUCAAAAGCUGGUCAGGUUGAUGCCAGCAAGCAUACGCUGGCCAAGUACCUGAUGGAGUUGACGAUAGUGGAGUACGAUAUGGUGCAAUAUCUCCCUUCCCAAAUAGCUGCCGCAGCCCUAUGUCUUUCUAUGAAACUUCUGGACGACUGUAAAUGGACGGAGACAUUGGCGCACUAUAGCUCUUAUACAGAAGAAGAACUUGUGCCAACCAUGCGUAAACUUGCCAGUCUAGUCAUGAAACAGGAGGAUUCCAAACUCAAACUCACUGCCAUAAGGACCAAAUAUUCAAGUUCAAAAUUCAUGAAGAUAAGCACCAUACCAGCUUUGAAGUCUCCACUGGUGCAGGAACUUGCAGGUGCUUCAGACUGCUCCUAAUGCAUUGUUGGAUCCAAGCUAGUCCCGUGAUAUUGUGUUUUUAAACUGUGAUUGUGAAAGUGGAAUGCUUCAUUCCAGCUUAUUUAUUGGUGUGUUUGUAGUCUGUUUGCAAUGAACAUGGUAUUGAUAGUAGCACUGAGAGUUUAAACAAGCUGUGGGUGUUUAGAAUUGUUGCAUUUAUAUUCGUUAACUUAACAGCGGUGUUAUGUACAGGACAACCAAAAAAAUAGUAAUACAUUAAAAAACUGCCAAGCAGUUCAGCUCAUUUUACAUUGUUAGCAGUCUUAUUAUAAUGUAUUCCGUCCAAAUUUUUAAUUGAGUUGAAUACUUGGUAUAUGUGAAUGUGUCUUUUUAAACACUUAACUAGAAGAUAAUGUAGUUUGGGGGACAGUUUUGCUAAACUUUUUUUUAUUUCCCACAAAAUAGUAAACUGAAAAAAAAACAGUACAUAGCUUCUAGGGAUCGCUCAAUGUAUAUAACUUGUUCCUGGAAUGCGUUGUGUUAUGUCUUUAGGUCACCAUGAAUUUUUCCAUCAAUCUAGGCUGGUACGCACAAAGCUCCUUAGGAAAUUGGAUAAAUUCUUUUAUUUUUUUAUAAAUAAACAUUGGAUGUUUUCGGAUUAUACAACACCAACAACAUUGCUUAAAAAAUAUUUUUUUUGUAUAUAUUUUUCCAAACCAUUUUAUUUUAAUGUCAAAAUACCUUGCAUAGAGAUCAAGAGACUUUAGGAAGUGUAUGGCUUGUUAUUUUUACUAAGGAGUUUUAUUAAGGCCCUAUGACUAUUCAUUUCUGGGUGCUUAGGUAAAUGGAUUUGUGACUUCAUUAGCUGAGACAAUAAGCAUUGUACAAGGGAAAUAUAAUUAUAGCUUAUAUGCGGGGAUUGGAAUAAUCCUAGUUGUUUAACAAGAAUCAUUGUCUCAAUUUUCGCACAUAAUCAUGCAGUUUGUAAUAAGCCCUGAAAGCCCUUUGCAUACACUAAAACUGGCGUUAUGGAACGUGUACCCGCCUUUUGUAUUUUACAAACUGGGCCAGUUUUGGUGUAUGUGUUGAUGGCUUUUAGUGGUUAAUAAGUUUGAUAAUGCAUUUAGAAUAGUAUAUUUUGUAGUAGUAGUGUUUUUAAUGUAGAUUUGAAUGACUUGUGUAUAUAUACAUAAAUUUCUAAUUUUAUAAUAAAAUGUAUAAAAAUAA